AUGGCGCCUUUGAAGCGUCUUUUCUUCCUUGCCUCUCUAGUCUUCGUGGGCAUCAUCCUCUUCCUUGGAAAGAAUGCAGAGGCUAAAGGGCCCAAGAUCACCCACAAGGUUUACUUCGAUAUUGAACAUGGAGACAAGCCAAUGGGCCGGAUUGUAGUCGGACUUUAUGGGAAGACAGUCCCUAAGACUACGGAAAAUUUCCGCGCAUUGGCCACAGGCGAGAAGGGAUUCGGUUAUGAAGGCUCUACCUUCCACCGAGUUAUUAAGGACUUCAUGAUUCAAGGAGGCGAUUUCACCAAGGGUGAUGGUACUGGUGGAAAGUCCAUCUAUGGCGAGAAGUUCGCUGAUGAGAACUUCAAGCUGCGACACACCAAGAAAGGCAUUUUGAGUAUGGCCAAUGCGGGAAAGGACACCAACGGUUCUCAAUUCUUCAUCACAACUGCGGUCACUAGCUGGCUCGAUGGGCGUCACGUCGUCUUCGGCGAGGUUCUCGAGGGCUACGAGGUCGUCGAUAAGAUCCAAAAUAUCGAGAAAGAGCCCGGGGAUCGACCCAAGGAUGCCGUGAAGAUAGCCAAGUCCGGGGAACUAGCAAUGACCGAGGAAGUGAUAUUUGUCAUUCUUUAG
Molecule: messenger RNA, 624 nt
Organism: Histoplasma mississippiense
Lineage: Eukaryota; Fungi; Ascomycota; Eurotiomycetes; Onygenales; Ajellomycetaceae
Product: peptidyl-prolyl cis-trans isomerase A
Exons: 8
Coding region: 1-624 (207 amino acids)
Biological process (GO): protein folding; protein peptidyl-prolyl isomerization
Cellular component (GO): fungal-type vacuole; endoplasmic reticulum
Molecular function (GO): peptidyl-prolyl cis-trans isomerase activity
Source: RefSeq, a predicted model, not a curated record